AUGUUAGCGACUAGUCCAGCGUUCGGAUCUGAAAAUACAGAUGGUCUGAAGUUACUACCCCUUUCUACCUUGUCCUCCUCGUUUUAUCCCGAAUUAAGUGCUGUGAGCCUGCCUCCAUCAGAAGCCCCGGGGCUGCGUCGUUUACCCAGGUCGAAUGAGUUUUGCGCGUGUCUGGCUGUUGGCCUACGGCAACGUAUCUUACCGCUACACAAAAUCGAAGUGUCUACAACUAUUGUUUCGGAAACCUUUAAAACAACACUCAAGCAAACCUUUGUCAAUUCUAUGACAUUGGAAGAUGGCCAACUUUGCGCGUAUAGGUUUCCUAUUUACGGCAGGGUCAGUGUUGUUGGGUUUAAGUGUAGAAUUGGCUCAGAUUGUCUCUACGGUUUCAUGAAGGAGAGGAAACAAGCAGAAAUCAUUUAUGAUGCUAUGGUCGCUAAGGGCGAUACCGCCGACAUCAUCGUACAAGUUCCCGAGGGGCCCAAUUUUUUUAUCACAAGAAUUGGUCAUGUUCCGUUCAGAGAACGUGUUCAUGUCGAGAUCACUUAUGUUGGAGAGUUGAAACAAAAUAUCGGUUGCAUGCGCUUCAGAAUUUCAGCUUGGAUCACUCACUGCUAUGGCCUUAAUAGCUCCGCCAAGCAUCCAUCUACCGUCGAGCCAGUCACAAGUUCCAUCGAUUAUAUUACUGGCGAGAUCAAUAUCACUGUGGAUAUAAUAUUACCAGAAAGAAAACUGAUCAAAAGGGUUCAGUCUCUAUCGCAUAUGGUUACGGUGUCCACAGGAUCUAUUUCAACUGCCACUCAGGAAGUUUCAUUGAUAAAUAUGACGAGCAUGACGCUGUCAAACAUGCCCACUGAUUUAGAGAAAGAUUUCGCUUUAAUCAUACAGGCCAACGAUGUUGAAGCACCUUACUCAUCGGGCCUUAUUAGUAUCACUUGUCCCCCCUUGUCCUCCUCCAAAUUCGCCACCCCUUUCAACAUCAGAGAUCUUCAACAUUCUCUCUCUCGGAACAAAAAUGACUUCUUAUGGUCCCAGAGCAAGGACUACAACAACGAAUCUCUCCAAGAAGCUAUGCAAUAUCUAAAGACAUUGGAUGCAGGAUCUGGACCAAGGGAGCCGUUCGAGGCAAUUCAAGCUACUAUCGAAAAGCGAAUAGCUGAGAUACCACUGGAAAUCGUUCUCCUUGCUGGUGCAAUCUCAUUUGCUGGUAAAAAGGUCCGACAUCUAGAGCCUCUUUUACAUUAUUUUGAUGAGCAGGUAGAGAAAUCCCAAGGAAAUAUUCGAAUGUUUUGUCUUGGAAUUGGCAUUGGCAAUCCUGCUGCACAUGGACUGAUUGAAAAAAUCGCUAGAGCAGGGAGUGGACUUUUUCGGUGUGUACAGAGUGGUGAAUGA
Molecule: messenger RNA, 1392 nt
Organism: Botrytis deweyae
Lineage: Eukaryota; Fungi; Ascomycota; Leotiomycetes; Helotiales; Sclerotiniaceae
Exons: 4
Coding region: 1-1392 (463 amino acids)
Source: RefSeq, a predicted model, not a curated record